Messenger RNA from Guyanagaster necrorhizus, 960 nucleotides. RefSeq lists its product as uncharacterized. The coding region runs from base 124 to 687 and encodes 187 amino acids. Lineage: Eukaryota; Fungi; Basidiomycota; Agaricomycetes; Agaricales; Physalacriaceae. The transcript is spliced from 4 exons. The record is from RefSeq and is a predicted model, not a curated record.
CUUUUUACCCAGGUUCAUGCAUUCCCAAUUUGUCUAUUAGCCACUGACGGCUUCGUUUCGGCGACCUCGGACGACUUUAUUCCAAUCACCAUGACACACAACUCACAGCAUGAUUGAUACGCGAUGGAGCCAGCCAAUCGUGCGAAGUCUGUUUGGAAUCAUGGGAUAUGUCAUGACUGUCUGGGUGCCUGGUAUCAUUGCAUCCUGAGACCAAAAUUCCCACUAGCAAGUGCGUAUAUGUCCUUUAAGACGUGUCGUUGUCGUCACGAGCUAGGCCCAUUCGUUCGGCCACCGUAUCUUCGCGUUUCUGACGACUCGGGUUUUAUAAUUCACCAUCUCUUUGAAAAUAUGCCAUUGCUAUGGGACAUCUUUGAUCUUUCACCCGGAGGGCCACACGCCUCGGAUUAUUCAAUAUGCAAGCCAAAAACAGCAGUUUUACCUCGUCUUCACGGCGCGGCGGACAUGAAUGCACAGUGUGCACUGCGCAGUGCAGAGCAAUUUGUCACCUGUCUACAUUGCCUUCCUUAUCAUUCAAUAUACACACGCGCAAAAGAAGUCCAACUCUCACCUGACCCAAAAAGUACGCUCCAAUCUCUUCCAUCAGUCGCUGGGACGAUUCUAAGAGAAUAUGAUACCUGUGUUAAAUCUGUCGUAUACGGGACCCUUGCAGUGUUGUCCAUAACUUGACCGUCCCUAGAGAUGACAUAUCACACCAGAAAGGGUUGUAUCAAGGAAGCAAUUCGACCAUCUCCAUGGGCCACUGGAUCGCAGCUGUAGGCCUAGGCAGGAUCCGGUGCAGAUUCCAAAGAGACUCUGGAUUGGGGAAGAAAGUACUCCGCCUUUUCUUGGAAGCAGGUGCAGAAAAUUUUCUCCCUGUCUGGCAGAUCGAGCCACACUCGCAUUAUUUGACUUGAGUUUUUCGUUUUGGCGAUUCAUGAUGCUCGACCCUCGACAAGGAUG